Messenger RNA from Neospora caninum, 1176 nucleotides. RefSeq names its product SRS domain-containing protein. The record is from RefSeq and is a predicted model, not a curated record. Gene Ontology annotation, cellular component: membrane. The transcript has a single exon. The coding region runs from base 1 to 1176 and encodes 391 amino acids. Lineage: Eukaryota; Apicomplexa; Conoidasida; Eucoccidiorida; Sarcocystidae.
AUGGCGAGGGCAGCGAGGAUGCAGCAGCGACGCGGUGGGUGCAGGUCCAAGGCUCGCAAGUUGAUCGCGGUGUGCAUGGGCGGCGUUUUCUUGCUCUGUAGCAGACAUGCUGUUGCAGAUCAACCAGGUGAGGGUGCUCUGAGCCGAACUCUGGAAGUGCCAUCAGGCUCUGCCACCAUGGAUGAACCGGCAUUCACCGGCCAGGAGGCUACAUGCGAGUUGACAGGUGGUUCUCGAGGACGCGUUGGCUCCCCAACGGCCACAGGAUUGACGGUGUCGAAGGAAAAUUUGACCGCUACCUUGAGGUGUACUGGUGCGAAUAAUUCCGUCGUACCAACAGAUGCCAAAAAUGUUUGUGUCGCGACGGUUAAUGAUCCUACAGUGGCCAAGUGCGAGUCUCAUAGCGACGACGGGAGCAGGAGGCAAACCACGCUACAGUCACUUUUGGGAACAGCCAAUGAGAUCCAGGGGAAAAUAACGGGCGCCAGCAGUGACAGUCAAGGCCAGAUAUGGACGCUGAACCUGCAGGAGUCAGACCUUCCACUAACCGACAAGGCCUUCUUCGUCGGGUGUGUCGAGCAAGCCGGUGACCGGCGGGCGGUGAAGGUAGAGUGCAAAGUCGACGUCAAUGUCACAGCGAGACCUUCUGCCGUUGGGGAAAAUAAUCUCGUUACCUGUGCCUAUGGCAAAAACAGCAACCCUGCGCCCCUGAAGGUUGAGAUGACGACAGAGAAUAACACCCUCACGCUUCAGUGUGGUUCCGAGGGUAUUCUUCAUCCGACUACAUACGAAACUCGCUACUGCGACCCUGAGGAAGCAGACUUGAAGAAGUGCAACGAGAAGGACUACGUAGGUAUUCUUCCCAGCUUUGUGGAGAGCUGGUGGACGAAUGCGGAUGCGAAGACAUCCGCUACGCUGACAAUCCCGGUGACGGAGUUUCCCGAGUCAGAACAAAAAUUUCGUGUAGGCUGUGUCCCCAACACGACAAAUUCCCAGGGACCUGAUGCUGCAACGAAAGCUAGGGAAAAUGACGACUCAGAGGCAGAUGCGACUACGUCGAAUUGCAGUGUGAUUGUGACUGUCAAGUCAGGAAGCUCUGCAUCGUCAACCUGUCAAAUGGUAGCAACAGUCUCGGGUGCAGCCGCUUUGUUAGGGCUCCUCGUGGGCUCGUUGUAA